AUGUCUUUGCUUGUUUUGUCGGGUUUUUCACAUCACUUCGACAGUAUUUCUGUCAUUUUGCGACGCCCGGCUUAUAACAAGUGGAGGAAGAUCCAAGAAUCCCACCUGAGUUACACAGACAGACAACUUGGUAGAACCACUGACCUACCGCAAGCCAGCCGGUGGCUUCCUCACAUAAGGAUAUUCACUCCUUUUGGGAUUCACACCCACAGCAGUGAGGGGCUAGAGAUUAUGAGUCAGAAUGAUGAGAUGCAGGAGAGGUCUCCAAGUGAUGAUUCCCAGCAAGGGUACCAGUCGCCAAAUGCUGUAACAUCCAAUACUGACAGACAGCUCAAUGGGUCAAAUGAUGAAAUGGUGAGGUCGUCCAGUGGUGAUGAAUGUGAUGAUGGUCAGCUAGGGUACCAGUCGUUGGUAGUUCUACAACCCCACCCCGACAUACAUCAAAGUGUUGCCGAGGAGUUCCGAAUGCUAUUGACAUUCAUUUUCAGGAAUGACCAAACGUGCUUAUUUGGCCCACCCUCGACAGGAACCGCCAUCGUUCCUGAUGCCAACUUCCGGCUGCCGACUGAUCCUGGUCACAACGAUGACCUUGAACUACCGGGCCAGGCGUAUGACCCGGACCAGCAGUGUCGUCUUAUCUGGGGAGAUGGGUCGUAUUUAUGUAGGGGUGCCGAGUUCGGAAACGCUUCCACACUGUGUCAGGCCAUAUAUUGUCGGGACCCCUCCUCUCCCACAGAUUGUGUGCUGCACACGGCCGCCAGGGGUACUUCCUGUGGGCACAAACGGUGGUGCGUUCACGGCGAAUGUGAAUUCUCAAACGAGGCUCCCGAAUUCAGAGACUCGUGCGUGUUAGGAGACCAACCAGGCCCUGCAUUCAACUCGAUGACUUGCGCGGAGCUGGCUGACCAAUGGCCAGCUUACUGCUACCAGGAUAAGGUCCGAGCCCGAUGCUGUCGCUCAUGUUCAGCAGUCGCCACGCCCAUCACAAAUUGCGCAUACGGAGACCGUAUCCAAGGUUGUCGCCCCUGGCACUGCACGCAAACGACGGGUGCUAGCAGUUCCAUCCUGACCGACUGCUGCCACACAUGUCAGACAGGCAAACAUUUGAACCCGACACAUUUCACGCCAACGGAAGAGAAGGUUGCCAAAGACUCAACAACAACAACACCUAUUGUUUCUCAAAAUCGAUCGUGCGAUGAUGUCCAUGUGGUGUCCAGUGGCAUGAGCUGUCCGUGGUAUAUAGAUAGACAUGGGUCACAUGUCUGCUACACGCCGGUGGUCGCAACCAAUGGCUGCAAAUCCUGUACGGAUAUUAGGGUCGACUUUGAAGGUUGUGCGUAUGGUGACAAAGUACCCAGCCUGUGUGUCCUGGUCGCCAACUUGACUAACCACCAGUGUGUCCAGCGCUCUGGCCACUGCUGUCAAACUUGUCGGACAAUAACCACACCACUUCCGGAGCUCAACCGUGCCCUAGGACAUAAUAGCUUAACAUAUUGUGUUUAUUUAUUAUUAAUAUUAUUGUUUUCAUUUAGGUUAUUCUAAGUUUUUCUUUUAUAUUCAUUUAGUUUAUUCUAAUAAACAGUCAGACCAUAUUGGCCGGAAAAGCUUUUUUUUGCCAUAAUAACGCAUACUUAAGUGUGUUUAUACAUGUUUUUCUUAUUAUUUAUUUAUUUAAGAAUUACCUUAACUGUUUGGAUUCGUCAUCGAUCUUUAGCAUCGUUGUAUAAAGUUGAUUAUUAUAUGAUCUUGUUUCCGAACUCGAUGUUUU
This is a messenger RNA of Mya arenaria, 1768 nucleotides long. RefSeq lists its product as uncharacterized. NCBI's taxonomy places the organism in Eukaryota, Metazoa, Mollusca, Bivalvia, Myida, Myidae. The transcript has 10 exons. The record is from RefSeq and is a predicted model, not a curated record. The coding region runs from base 1 to 1542 and encodes 513 amino acids.